Cottoperca gobio is the source of this 1492-nucleotide messenger RNA. RefSeq names its product doublesex and mab-3 related transcription factor 2b (gene dmrt2b). The transcript has 3 exons. Gene Ontology annotation, cellular component: nucleus. Gene Ontology annotation, molecular function: RNA polymerase II cis-regulatory region sequence-specific DNA binding; DNA-binding transcription factor activity, RNA polymerase II-specific. NCBI's taxonomy places the organism in Eukaryota, Metazoa, Chordata, Actinopteri, Perciformes, Bovichtidae. Gene Ontology annotation, biological process: sex differentiation; regulation of transcription by RNA polymerase II. Bases 1 to 1338 code for a protein of 445 amino acids. The record is from RefSeq and is a predicted model, not a curated record.
AUGUCCUCUCAGCUGGAAGGAGGCCUGCAGCUGGGGACCACAGCAAAACCUGAUCUACUAAAAUCCAAAGAAUUUGUUGACGUGACAAGCCCUGACGGAUGCGCUGGGCAGCGCGGCUGUCGCGGGGACAGAGGGGAGAAUAAAGUGGUGCUGUCUCCAGAGCGCCAUCAGCAGAAACCACGCAAGAUGACCCGGAGCCCCAAAUGCGCCCGCUGUCGGAACCACGGCGUCGUUUCGUGUUUAAAAGGCCACAAACGCUUCUGCCGCUGGAGGGACUGUCGCUGUGCCUGCUGCCUGCUGGUGGUGGAGCGGCAACGCGUCAUGGCAGCGCAGGUCGCACUGAGGAGGCAGCAAGCUGCGGAGGUGAGAAGACCACAAGGGCAGGGUAAGAGGGGGGUCAGGUGUGCAGGUCCGUUGAGGAGGACUGCGUAUCAGAGUUACACGAGAGCAGCCGAACCGAGCAUACUGUCUAAGAGCAUCCUGCAGGGGCUCAAACCGGCUAUGCUUCUGGAGGAUGACACCUCCUGCUGGUCAAAUCAGACGCCGCGUGAACAAACACACUUUACGUGUCCCCCCAUUAGCGCCCGGAUGAGGAAGAGGCGAGCAUUCGCAGACAAGGAGCUUGAGAACGUGAUGCUGGAGCGGGAGCUGAGACAGAGAGAUCUGCAGAGCGACCUUUCCUUCUCCUCUUCCUCUGCCCUCGUCCCCAUGCUUCACCCUCCGCCCCUGCCUGUCUCCCCGAGCCUCCACUGUUGUCUUCUCAACAAGGACCCCACCGCUGCAGGGUCGUCCAGUUACUUGCCUGUGUAUAAAUAUAAGCCCCUGUAUGAGUGUGACUUCCAGUUCUAUCAGUUUUUCCACCUAAAGAGUAGGUCAUCCGCAGAAGGCUAUAAUGACUUCUUAUGCCAAAGCGCAGAGCAGACCAGGGAGGAUAAGGAGGCGCAAGACAGCUGGAAAGGCUGUGAGAAGAAAGACGGACCAGACCUGACUCUUCUAACAUCGCAACAAAGACACAAACAACAUGGCAGCAUUUUGUCAGGUCUAGACCUUGUCAAAUCCAUCUCAAAUCCAGUAGAAAUAAUGGACUCAAAUGGCUCUUCAUUCGUCCAACGCUCCAUUUGUGGAUCAGAUCAGGGUAUCCUGGGCGGACCAGACGUCAGUGCACGCAGCAGGACUUUUGAUCCCAGAUCUCUAACAGCUAAGGGCUGGUGUGCAGACACUCCUGUCGACAAAGCCGGUCCUCAUGCCGAUUCUGUCAAGAGCCCUCAUGGCAGCUCAGUCAGGACUCCCGCUGUGAGGCCAUUACCUUUCUCUGUGGAGGCUCUGCUGAGGGCCUGACAGGCAAAUGGAAAGCAGCGUAGUGCACCGUGUUGAUGUGCUGACAAAGAAUUGAUAAUGAGUGAAUAAAUAUAUAAAUGGCUAAUUGUAUAUAAUUGAAUUUUUCAUAACAAUUUAUUCAGCUAUAUUUGAAUUAUAAUUUAAAGAUAUAACA